Schistocerca nitens (vagrant locust) is the source of this 1521-nucleotide messenger RNA. Its product is annotated as NADH-cytochrome b5 reductase-like. The record is from RefSeq and is a predicted model, not a curated record. NCBI's taxonomy places the organism in Eukaryota, Metazoa, Arthropoda, Insecta, Orthoptera, Acrididae. The transcript has a single exon. Gene Ontology annotation, molecular function: oxidoreductase activity. Bases 1 to 966 code for a protein of 321 amino acids.
AUGAAUCAAUACAGCGGUGAGCAAGAAGUUAAUAAUAGUUCUGUGCAUCCAAAGGUACAUGUGCCGUGUCCCUCUCUGGCUCUUCCACCCAAACCGGAAGAACCACAAGUGGAAGACUGUUGUGGGCAAGGUUGUCAACCUUGCAUAUUUGACAUUUAUCAGCAGCAAAUGAGGGCCUGGGAAGCAGAAUGCAGAAGACUGGAAGCUUCAAAAUACAACACUGAUACAGCUGAAAUCAUUUCUCCAUUGCGGUGGUCUCCAUUUCGUUGUGUUUCUGUAGAACACGAGGCAGUCAAUGUUAAUGUGUACUGCUUUGAAUCAACAGAAUGUGACAGGAGUAUAAAUUUUUCUCCAUGGCAAUACUUGGUAGCUCAAAGUAACUUAAAUGUUUCCAUAUCCAGAGCUUACACCCCUCUCCCUGGCAAAACUGCAAGUCAGUUCAAUGUUAUUGUGAAACUCUAUGAGGGUGGCCUGAUGUCAGAGUUUUGGAAAAAGGUUUAUUGUGAUGAAGUGGUGCUAUGGAAAGGACCAUAUGAGACUGGCUUCCACUAUAAUCCCAAUAGCUACAGCCAUAUAGUGAUGUUUUGUGCUGGAACAGGGCUAGCACCAUGUUUCGCAUUGGCUCAUUAUGUUACAUCCAAUGAAUUAGAUGAGACUUUUGUUAGGAUUAUUUUUUCGUGCAGGACUAGAAAUAACAUUUUGCUCAGACAACCCCUUCGAAAGCUCAGAGAGAACUGGAAUUUUACCUCAAAAACUGUAUUAACACAAGAUAAUGAUACAGGUUUGGAGAAAUGGUAUGGCGAGGAUCUUUCAUCGGGAAGGAUCACUUCAGAAGUUGUUUCCAGUGAACUUGCAGGGAAAAGUUCUGUUUUUGUUAUGAUUUGUGGUACACAGUCAUUCAACAAAGACAUUUGUUGUUAUGUAAGGAAAUGUGGUGUGAGAGAAGAAGACACCUUGGUUCUAUGAUUUAAGUGUUCAGCUAUUGCGUAAACAAAGUGAUGAAUAAUGUUAGGGUUGGAUUAGUGAGAGAGAUUUUACAGGGUGUGAUAUUUAAACAGAAAAAUACUCAUAUCGUGCAACUUUUUAACACAUUGUGAACCAUAAAUAUUAGUGUGAUUGGUGAUGUUGACACUCUGUUCUAUGUGAUUUUAUUUGCUCUGUUUGUUUGAAAGUAAAUUUGUACUGAAAAACAAGGUAGUAACAUAUGUGAAACAUGUGCCUAUUAUCAGUGAAGCCUUGUUCGUGGUUUUUGUAUGUGUACAAAGUUUGUCAUUUUAUAUUUACCAUACAUUUAUACAUCAGGUAGAAAAUUUGUGAGACUGGUUGUAAUUGUUCUUUACGUAAAGUUUAACAUAAAUGUGAAUGAUUGGUUUUGUGGUUAGCUGAAAUUGACCUUGUGUGCUGAAUGCUGUAUAUUAUUGUAAAGUGCAAGAUUGUUUUGGCAACAUAAGUAUUUUGAUCAUAUUCAGAUUAAAAAAACUACAAAAUUAAAUUGCAAGAAAAUAAAUUUUUAAAGGUAAA